UCCCACGAUCCGCCCACCAUCUCGGGACUGGAGUCACGUGUCUCGCCGCCUAGUGUCUCUCUGCGAGCCGACACCACCAAAUAUCAAAACUCACCCAGCGCCCAGUGGAGAGAGAGAGAGAGAGAGAGAGGGAGAGACGGAGAGGGGCGAAGAUGACAGACGGAGAGGUGUACGCGGACAGAAAGCACCUACGACGCCAGUGGGCAAUAACGGAGGGCGCUCACUAGUAGAUACCCGCUAUGGUGAACCAAAAUGUUCCUUCUCUUUCCCACAGAGGGGAGAUAUGGCAAGGCAUCUGAGCAGGACGGGAGAUGAGGUUCACACCGUUUCGGAGACUCUCUUCCUCCUGUGAUCUCACUCAGUCCGCCUGUGAGCCACGGGGCUUUGGGGUGUAUGGGACACGCGGCGCACUGCUCUCAGCCGCUCCAGCUCAACUGUGAACUGAAGAAAUUUCUUUUUUGUGUUUUAUUUAAACCUGCUGGAGCUCCUUGGGUAUCUGAAGGCAAGUGUGGUCUCACCAUGAGGGCUGUUUCAGCAAACUUAUUCGCUCUUCUUUUAUUGUGCGCCCUGGCAAGUGUUUUCUACGUCUGGAGCGCACUGGAUAACCGUUUGGAGCGACACAAACGGAGGCUCUCCGUACCGGGCGGAGGCUCUUUUCACCAAGUUCUCCCAGCGGACCUGUCUGCCAAAACUUUCCGGGUUUUGCUCGCUGUCCCAGCGGCACAAAGACCGCACUUGGGGGGCAGACUCGAGGCUCACAACCUCACUGAUCAAGCUGCAGGAAGUCGAGAUUACCAUGUGAAUGGGGAUAACAAGAGGUCAGCGCGGCGGGAGGGUCCGGUCAAGUUGGGCUCCCCUGUGGAGGAUGGGAUAUUUUGGAGUGAAUGGCUGGAGGAUCUCCUCCCUGCAGGCUUCACAGAGGAAUACGCUCGGACAUGGCGAGGGAGAGCCAGGACAUACCGGAUAGUGAAGCUGGAGCCUGGAUGCGGCAGGAUAUCUAAUCAGCUCGCCACUUUUGCAGAUGGGACCAAAGCAUGCGUGCGUUACGGUAUAAACGCGGAUCAGGUGCAAGGAGAAGCUUUAACAUAUUAUCUUGCCAGUUUGUUAGGCAUCACAAACCUGCCUCCUCUCAUACUGUCCCAGCUGAGCGGAGACAGCGAACAAUGGGCAGCUGUGAGGACGCGGAUAGAUGGUUUACAGUGGAGUGAUCAGGCCGUGGUUUCUCUCACUGAGUGGGUCUCCAACCUGACAGGGGUGGUCACACCUGCGCCGCUCAGACAGGAGAGCAGCGGGCUGCACCCUGUGCUCGAGGUACUCUGGAACAAGACCACAGCGGAGCUGCUGGAGCUGAUGCAGUGGACCGACUUGAUCAUAUUCGACUACCUGACUGCAAACUUCGACAGACUCGUAAGCAAUCUGUUCAGCCUGCAGUGGGAUUCGCGCGUAAUGGAGAGGGAAACCAACAACCUCCUCAGAACACCCCACGGUGACCUUGUAUUCAUAGACAAUGAGGCGGGACUCGUGCACGGGUUUCGAGUGCUGAACAUGUGGGAGAAAUAUCACAGUACAGUAUUGAGCUCUGUGUGUAUAUUCAGGAAAAGGACCACGCAGCGCGUGACGGAGUUGCACCGACGCAAAGACUCCAGAAAAAGGCUGCUGGAGCUUUACAGGGACAGCGAGCCUUUGUCUUCAGAAUUAGGAUUUCUCUCAGACGAGCAUGCUGGUGUUCUCCAGGACAGGAUAGACAGAUUAUACAAACACAUUUUGCAUUGCAAAGGAAAGUACAGCCAGCUGUGAACAUUCAGCACGCACAGGUGACGGAGUUGCUGCCUGCACGGUAAUGAGCUUUGCAAACGCGACUGGCACACCUGUGCUACACAUUACACAAAACUGUCUUGAAUAUCCAGCUGAACUACCUCCUGUGAAUAGAAUGUGUUGCCUACUUUAUAAGUAACGAUUUCUGACACAUGUUUUUAAGCUCCCUGGUGAGAUUUCCACUGUAUGCCUCACAGACAGGAAUGAUAAAGGUCAGAUUAUCUUGUCUUACUUACCACACUGAUGCUCACCCGAAGGGGAUUAAUUGUAAAGUGUAGGCAAUAUGUGUGAUUAUAGGGUAUCAUAAUGCAGCCCUUCAUUAUUUGGAUUCUUGCCUCCUGUCUUGCCUAUGCCUUAAUAUAUGUUGACUCUUGAAUACUGUAUUUCUGUUGACAUCUGGGCCGCUUUUUUAUAGAAAACUGUUUGCACAGUGCGUUGUCAUAGCAGCACCUGCACUCUUGUAAUUGUGUUUGGAUUGCAUAUUCAGCCUUAAAGUCACAGGCAUAUCAUAUACAUUGUACAUGUUGUAAUUAUGUUGUAAAUAUUGUCUGUCAACCUGUUUUGGGGAAUUUGAUGCUCCAUUAACUUAAGGUGCAUUGUGACAUUCCAAAAUCUGUUGUCUUUUUUGAUAAAUACACUGUAAUAUAAUUGAA
Messenger RNA from Scatophagus argus, 2468 nucleotides. It is a transcript of the gene fjx1, whose product is annotated as four-jointed box kinase 1. The transcript has a single exon. The coding region runs from base 394 to 1797 and encodes 467 amino acids. Gene Ontology annotation, biological process: cell-cell signaling. The record is from RefSeq and is a predicted model, not a curated record. NCBI's taxonomy places the organism in Eukaryota, Metazoa, Chordata, Actinopteri, Scatophagidae.